UUGGCCUCCGAGCUUCAUCGUCUACCUGGACACACACCCUUCGUCGCCGGUGGGCUUCCAACAGAUCGAAGAAAUGGCUGAUGUUGCCAAGGGAGGACCUAUUGUUCCAGAGUCUGUAUUGAAGAAGCAAAAGAGAAACGAAGAAUGGGCUCUGGCAAAGAAGCAAGAGGCUGAAGAGUCUAAGAAGAAGAGUGCUGCUAACAGGAAGCUGAUCUUUAACAGGGCCAAGCAGUACAGCAAGGAGUAUGAGGCUCAGGAAAGGGAGUUGAUUCAGUUGAAGCGUGAGGCAAGGUUGAGAGGGGGAUUUUAUGUGAACCCUGAAGCCAAGAUGUUGUUCAUUAUUCGUAUUCGUGGUAUCAAUGCAAUGGACCCAAAGUCAAAGAAGAUUUUGCAACUUUUGCGUUUGAGACAGAUUUUCAACGGUGUGUUCUUGAAAGUCAAUAAAGCCACAUUGAACAUGCUACACAGGGUCGAGCCAUAUGUUACCUACGGGUAUCCCAAUUUGAAGAGCGUCAAAGAGUUGAUUUACAAGAGAGGGUAUGGCAAACUUAACAAGCAAAGAAUUCCGUUAACUGACAAUUCAAUUGUUGAACAGGGGCUCGGAAAAUUCGGCAUAAUCUGCGUUGAAGAUCUUAUUCAUGAGAUAUUGACUGCCGGUCCUCAUUUUAAAGAAGCAAACAACUUCCUGUGGCCAUUCAAGCUGAAGGCACCUUUGGGUGGUCUAAAGAAGAAACGAAACCAUUACGUUGAAGGCGGAGAUGCCGGCAACCGUGAGGAUUUCAUCAACGAGUUAAUCAGGAGGAUGAAUUAAUUAGCUCGCGGUUUUGAAAGGGAUUAAUAGAUUGUUUACUUUUGUUUUUUUGAUCUUUGAGAGCUGAACACUUGCAUCUUUUAAGCCAUGAAAGAAUGUAACAUCAUUUAGAAUGGUCUUUUUUUAUAAUCUACUACUGUAGUUUUUUGACUUGC
This is a messenger RNA of Cynara cardunculus var. scolymus (artichoke), 966 nucleotides long. Its product is annotated as 60S ribosomal protein L7-4-like. Gene Ontology annotation, cellular component: cytosolic large ribosomal subunit. The transcript is spliced from 7 exons. NCBI's taxonomy places the organism in Eukaryota, Viridiplantae, Streptophyta, Magnoliopsida, Asterales, Asteraceae. Gene Ontology annotation, biological process: maturation of LSU-rRNA from tricistronic rRNA transcript (SSU-rRNA, 5.8S rRNA, LSU-rRNA). The record is from RefSeq and is a predicted model, not a curated record. Bases 74 to 811 code for a protein of 245 amino acids. Gene Ontology annotation, molecular function: RNA binding; structural constituent of ribosome.